UAGAUGUGUAUCAGAGAACACACGUUACUGCAAUGAAUCCUUCAGCCUGUGUGUCUGUAAAGCUGGAAUAUCGACAGACGACUGCUCUGUGAACAGCUGUCUCAGCAAUCCUUGCACCAAUAACUUACCAUGCAAACCAAAGGGAAAUGACUACGAGUGUUUGUGUAUGAAUGGACUGCCACAGAAUCUUCAGAGCUAUAGGUGUAUAGGUAAAAUAUUUCUUAAUAUAAAAAUUAACAAAACUUUUGCAUCUGUAAUUGCUGUAUAUAUAUAUAUAUAUAUUGUUCUCCUCUUGAUUAAAAAAAAGCGCAUUUGAAACUUAAUGUAACAUAUUUUAAAGAAAUAACAUACCACAAUGUAAAAUAAAUAGAUUAGUCGUUAGGAAAUUAUAAUUGAUCUUUAAUUUAACUGAAGAUUUUUUUUUUAAUCCCAUUUUUGUGCAUUUUCUGUUUACAAAUAAUAUAUUUCAGUUUGUUAAUAUUAAUUUAUCCCUUGCAUGCAGAUUGUAACAGAACACUGACAGAGGCAUCAGGAAAACUUAUGAGCACCAACUACCCAGCAAACUAUCCCGACCAAUCAUAUUGUACUUGGACUAUUGUGUCAGGGCAG
Lymnaea stagnalis (great pond snail) is the source of this 609-nucleotide messenger RNA. NCBI's taxonomy places the organism in Eukaryota, Metazoa, Mollusca, Gastropoda, Lymnaeidae. The record is from the annotation of a GenBank genome assembly.